Petromyzon marinus (sea lamprey) is the source of this 1097-nucleotide messenger RNA. RefSeq lists its product as uncharacterized. Gene Ontology annotation, biological process: protein ubiquitination; proteasome-mediated ubiquitin-dependent protein catabolic process. Gene Ontology annotation, cellular component: nucleus. The record is from RefSeq and is a predicted model, not a curated record. Lineage: Eukaryota; Metazoa; Chordata; Hyperoartia; Petromyzontiformes; Petromyzontidae.
UUGCCGCGGUCCCCCUCACAGCGCGGGCGGGUUGGCGUCACGUCCGCCGGAAGCUCCAUAUAUGGGCCCUGACCAUUAAAUAAUUAAUCGCGGCUACAAUGGCGGACACGCGGGAAAGCGGCGGGAGCGCGCGCGCUGGAGAUCUCCGCCCACACAAGCGCCGGCCAAUCACAGCUCCCGAGUCCGGCCGACCAAUCAGAGACGAGGAUGACGAGGAGGGGGCGGAGGAGGGGGAGGAGGGGGUUGAGGCUCCUCCCCCCCCUCCCCGCGACCUCCGACCCCACAAGAAACCCAAGAUGACCCCGGUGGUGACCCCCGUGGUGACCCCGCUGGUGACCCCGCUGGUGACCCCGCUGGGGUUCAAGUCGACGGGGGGACCCCCCCACAGAGCGAUCAAGAUCUCCCUGGGCACCACGAAGCUGAAGGAUGCUUCAGCUUCGCUGUCCCCCAAAGUGGCCUCAGUGGCAGCGGCCUUCAACACGGAGAGUGACAGUGAACCAGAGGAGAUGCCUCCAGAAGCGAAGAUGCGGAUGAAGAAUAUUGGACGAGAGACCCCCACUUCUGCUGGACCCAACUCGUUCAACAAGGGCAAGCACGGAUUCUCGGAUCAGCAGAGGCUCUGGGAACGGAAAAUCAAGAAACACGGAGGAGGGGGAGGGGGGGCAGGGGGGGGAGGGGGGCCAGGGGGGGGGAGGAGGGGCAGCAGGAGGCGGGGGUGGAGUAACAGGAGGCGGGGCCUCCAGCGACUAGCCACGCCUACCAGGUUGUAGGCCACGCCCAAUAGACCCGACCCCCCCCCAAGCAACGGAACCAUUAAACUACGCCCACUAAUUGCGAGUCCCGCCCACCGUAGUUGCAGGCCACGCCCCCGCGGCCUCUAAGCCACGCCCCCCCCGAUUCAAACCAAUCUGUUUAUUUGGCUGUGAGCGACUGAUGGUGGUGAUGGUGCUGAUGAUGGUGCUGAUGGUGGUGAUGGUGGUGAUGGUGGUGAUGGUGGUGGUGAUGGUGGUGGUGGUGAUGGUGGUGGUGAUGGUGCUGAUGGUGAUGAUGUUGUUGUUGCUGGUGAGAGACUUCUGAGUAAAAAGAACCAAACUCGU